CAGUGAUGACCGUUUGUUUUUUCAUUAUUUUUGACGAAAAUAAAAAAUAUCACAAUUCAAUUGAAAAAUUGGAGUAGUUCGUCCUUCUCUUAUUUCGUAGUUCUAAUAACUCUUAAUUACCGUUGUCGGAAUUGUCAAAUAUUCUAGGUUAAGUACACAAAUAAUAUAGUAAAAUGUCAUCAGUUUCGGUGUUUUGUUGUCUAAGAGGCUGUUUAGACGGCUUUAAGUUGAAUGCCAAUGCUCCACACCUGCCCAAAGAAAAUCCCAUUCAAUUGGACACUUCUUUCAUGGGCUACGAAGUUGUAAUAGUAAAAGGGGGCCAAAGAGUAUGUGGAGCUGGCGCAGCUCUUGGCAACGCGCCUCUAGUACAAUCCAAAGCAUAUUUUGAAGUCAAGGUGCAACAGAGUGGGUCUUGGUCUGUAGGAUUGGCCACUAGACAGACUGAUCUCAGUUUAACACAAGGUGGUAUGGAUGAGUUUUCAUGGACUUUAGGUCAUGAUCAUAUUUUGAGGCACAACAAACAAGAACAGUAUAAAAUAAACAUUUCAAAUGGUGCUGUGGGUGAAAUACAGAGCAUACAGGAAGGUGACAUUAUUGGUGUUGCCUUUGAUCACAUACAGUUGAAGUUUUUUGUUAAUGGUGUUGAAAUUGAUCAUGCUAUUACAAAUGUUAAGGGAACUGUAUACCCUGCUUUGUAUGUUGAUGAUGGUGCUAUUUUGGAUAUCAUAUUGGAAAACUUCAAUCAUACACCUCCAGCAGGAUUUGAUAAAAUUAUGUUAGAACAAUCAUUGCUUUAAUAUUUAUUUACACAAAAUGAUUUAUUUAUUUUUGUAUGUGUUUACUAUUAGGUAGUUUUAAGUACUACAAUUAUUGGACUGUAUUAAUUUGUUAUUUAUUCACAAAAAAUAACUUGUACUGAAUUAAUGAACAAAACUAAAACUUAUGUAAUAUGUAUAUGUAAGAAAUAUUCCACAAUUAUGUAUAAAUGUAAGAUAUGACUGUACAUAAGUUAAGUAUUUCCAUCCAUUGUGCAUUUAUUUUUUAUUACAUUUUAUUAAAGCUUUCCUAUAAUCCUAUAAAAGAAUAUUUAUAUCAAUUAAUUUUGAAAUUAUUGAAGAUCUAUUUAAUAUUUAACGCAUAUCAUGUAUUUCUCAUAAUAAAAUCUCUUCACAACAA
Molecule: messenger RNA, 1176 nt
Organism: Aethina tumida (small hive beetle)
Lineage: Eukaryota; Metazoa; Arthropoda; Insecta; Coleoptera; Nitidulidae
Product: SPRY domain-containing protein 7
Exons: 4
Coding region: 174-797 (207 amino acids)
Molecular function (GO): protein binding
Source: RefSeq, a predicted model, not a curated record